AUGAAAGCGCCCGAGGAGUUUAAAGCCAGCAGUGGCAACCCGCUCGGAAAGUUUCCGUCGCUCAAAGAUGGCGAGGUCAGGGUAUAUGAGAGCGGCGUCAUCACAGAAUACCUCUGCGAGACGUACGAUAAGGAGAACAGACUAAUACCCAAGGAUGUGGACGAGAGGAUAAAAGUGCUCCAGUGGCUCCACGCAGCCGAAGGCACAUUCAUGAUCCACAGCCUCGCGAUAACCUACGCGCGAUGGAACAUCCCCAAGCAAGCACAGGACGACGGCGUGCUCGAGCAGACCGAGAACGGCCUCGCCGUUAAUGUGCAGAAGGACCUUGACUGGCUGGAAACGGAGCUGUCCUUCUCUCAAGGUAGCUUUUUGUGUGGAGAGCAUGUCACGGCGGCGGAUACUAUGAUGCAAUUCAGCAUUGACUUCAUCUUGGUAACGGGGUUGGGGACGCAGGGGAGGGAGUGGCCGAAUAUACAGAAGUGGUUGAAGGCGUGUAAGGAGACGGUGACGUUUAGGAAGGCGGUGGAGAAGAGUGGAUAUGAGUUGACGGCGAAGCGACCGGAGGCGAAUUGA
Didymosphaeria variabile is the source of this 573-nucleotide messenger RNA. RefSeq lists its product as uncharacterized. The record is from RefSeq and is a predicted model, not a curated record. The transcript has 2 exons. Lineage: Eukaryota; Fungi; Ascomycota; Dothideomycetes; Pleosporales; Didymosphaeriaceae. The coding region runs from base 1 to 573 and encodes 190 amino acids.